Eremothecium gossypii ATCC 10895 is the source of this 1074-nucleotide messenger RNA. RefSeq names its product glutamine amidotransferase subunit DUG3 (gene DUG3). Bases 1 to 1074 code for a protein of 357 amino acids. Lineage: Eukaryota; Fungi; Ascomycota; Saccharomycetes; Saccharomycetales; Saccharomycetaceae. The transcript has a single exon. The record is from RefSeq and is marked provisional.
AUGUGCCGCUUUCUGAUAUUUAAGGGGACCGAGCCCAUCCGCUUAGCGCACCUACUGACGAGACCGGCCCAUUCCAUUAUAAAUCAGUCUUUCGACAGCCGCCUACGUCUCGAUAUGCGCCGUCCAAUUAAUGGAGAUGGUUUUGGGGUUGCAUACUACCCUAACGACGCCGAGUUAGAUGGCUCCGGUCCGUGUCUCUUCAAGGCAACGACGCCAGCAUGGAACAACCAGAAUUUAGAGUCGCUGGCCGAGAAAACCAAGUCAAACCUCGUGUUCGCUCACGUCAGAGCUUCUACUUACGGUGUACUGUCCGAAACGAACUGCCACCCGUUUACAUACCACCAGAUCACGUUCAUGCACAAUGGCGGCAUAGCGAACUUCCGCAAGAUUAAGCGCCGGCUCCUGCUCCACCUAGAAGAGGAGUUCUUUAACUGCAUACAGGGUAGCACUGACUCCGAGUGCUGUUUUGUUCUCUACCUGGAUACCCUCUACAAGCUUGGGUACGACCCUUCAAGAGAGCAAGGGGAUUUCGGCCACCAGGUGCUGCGCCAGGCUCUCGCUCGGACCAUCGAGUACAUCAAGGACUGGACAAAAGAUGCUGCGGAAGAUAUUGAUGCCACACACGAGCCUUCCCUUCUCAACUUUGCAGUAACAGAUGGGGUUUCUGUCGUUGUAUCGCGUUACGUGACCUCCAGGACGGACGAGGCUGCGUCCCUACAUUUCAGCUGCGGAUCCAGCUUUGUUGAAUAUGCUCCCGGCGAGUACCGCAUGCAGCGACUGGACAGGAACCAGGACGUUGUAAUGGUUGCCAGCGAGCCAUUGACCUUUGAGCGCGGAGACUGGACUACCGUCCCUACAAAUAGCAUUUUGACUAUCAAAAAUCAGACUGUUCUACUCCACCCAAUUAUCGAUGAGUACUAUCAGAACGAUCCCCUUUACGAGCGCAAUGCGUCUCUUGCAGAAAGCAAAGGGCUUAUUGGAUCUGUUCCGCUGGGACAACCUGCGGCCAAGGAUGUCCCUCCGCUGGAGCGCGAGGGCCGCACGAGGCCCUGUACUGCCAUGCACAGUGCGUGA